Molecule: messenger RNA, 593 nt
Organism: Caenorhabditis elegans
Lineage: Eukaryota; Metazoa; Nematoda; Chromadorea; Rhabditida; Rhabditidae
Gene: ril-1
Product: RNAi-Induced Longevity
Source: RefSeq, marked reviewed
UUUUGUAGGUAAUCAACUAUGGUCGUAGGAAAGCUCUUUGAGGCAGCAAAGUGGACUGCCGAGACAGUCAAAGGAGCCGCCGUCGUCGUUGCUUCUCCAAAUGCUCCAAUCCCGGCCACAGACCUUCAUCCACGCAUGCCAGCCCGGCCAUGGACCGCUCAAGAAUACUUGAGAAUGUGGUCCUGGCGCCAUUGCUGGAAGUACCUCCCAAUCUUCCGUUUCUACAUUUACUCAGGAGUCAUUCUCUACGGAGUCUACAAAUUCGCCCUGCCAAUCAAGCCACGCCACAUGGUUCAAUACUCCAAAGGAAAGGAAGACCAUCACCAUCACGAAGUCGAGCACUGGUGGGGAAUUCGCCAAAAGUUGGCCGAUAAGGAAUAUUUCAAGAAGUACAACCCACUCAAGAAGGAGGGUGAGGUCGAAGUUGGACACUACUAAAUUGUUCGUUUUCUUUCCCAUCUAGCCGAAUAUCCUCUCUAAACUCUGUUUUUCAUCCUCGCUCGUUUUAUUAGUAACGGCACAUCCAAAACUAAUGUUCAUCUUCCGAUAGUUUAUAAGUUUUGGGUAUGUAAGAAUAAAAUUAUCGAACCUCU